Messenger RNA from Colius striatus (speckled mousebird), 4525 nucleotides. It is a transcript of the gene STAT3, whose product is annotated as signal transducer and activator of transcription 3. The record is from RefSeq and is a predicted model, not a curated record. The coding region runs from base 107 to 2422 and encodes 771 amino acids. The transcript is spliced from 24 exons. Gene Ontology annotation, molecular function: DNA-binding transcription factor activity, RNA polymerase II-specific; RNA polymerase II cis-regulatory region sequence-specific DNA binding. Gene Ontology annotation, biological process: cell surface receptor signaling pathway via JAK-STAT; growth hormone receptor signaling pathway via JAK-STAT; leptin-mediated signaling pathway. Lineage: Eukaryota; Metazoa; Chordata; Aves; Coliiformes; Coliidae.
GGGGGCAGCAGGUUUCUCGUCAGUCGCACAGGGUCCGGCCGCGAUCGUCGCCGGCACCGGGAGCCGCCGCCCCGCCCGGGACCGCCGGUCUCCGGAGCUGGCCAGGAUGGCGCAGUGGAACCAGCUGCAGCAGCUCGACACGCGGUACCUGGAGCAGCUCCACCAGCUCUACAGCGACAGCUUUCCCAUGGAGCUCCGGCAGUUCCUGGCCCCGUGGAUUGAGAGCCAGGACUGGGCAUACGCUGCCAGCAAGGAGUCCCACGCCACGCUGGUGUUCCACAACCUGCUGGGAGAGAUCGACCAGCAGUACAGCCGGUUCCUGCAGGAGUCCAACGUCUUGUACCAGCACAACCUGCGGCGCAUCAAGCAGUUCCUGCAGAGCAGAUACCUGGAGAAGCCGAUGGAAAUAGCUCGCAUCGUGGCUCGCUGCCUGUGGGAAGAGUCCCGGCUGCUCCAGACAGCUGCCACUGCAGCCCAGCAAGGGGGACAGGCAACACAUUCGACAGCAGCUGUGGUGACAGAAAAGCAGCAGAUGCUGGAGCAGCAUCUGCAGGAUGUGAGGAAGAGGGUGCAGGAUCUAGAGCAGAAGAUGAAAGUGGUGGAGAAUCUCCAGGAUGACUUUGAUUUUAACUACAAGACUUUGAAAAGCCAAGGAGACAUGCAGGAUCUGAAUGGAAACAACCAAUCUGUGACCCGUCAGAAAAUGCAGCAGCUGGAACAGAUGCUCACGGCGCUGGACCAAAUGCGAAGGGGUAUUGUGAGUGAGCUGGCUGGGCUGUUGUCAGCCAUGGAGUAUGUGCAGAAGAUGCUGGCAGAUGAGGAACUGGCAGACUGGAAGAGGCGACAGCAGAUCGCCUGCAUCGGUGGCCCACCCAAUAUCUGCCUAGACCGGCUUGAGAACUGGAUAACCUCUCUUGCCGAAUCACAGCUACAGACCCGGCAACAGAUCAAGAAGCUGGAAGAGCUGCAGCAGAAAGUGUCCUACAAGGGUGACCCAAUCGUCCAACACCGGCCCAUGCUGGAGGAGCGGAUUGUGGAGCUCUUCAGGAACCUGAUGAAAAGUGCUUUUGUCGUGGAGAGGCAGCCCUGCAUGCCCAUGCACCCUGACCGGCCCCUGGUCAUCAAGACCGGCGUGCAGUUCACCACCAAAGUCAGGUUGUUGGUUAAGUUCCCAGAGCUGAACUAUCAGCUGAAAAUCAAAGUCUGCAUCGACAAGGACUCUGGGGAUGUUGCAGCACUUAGGGGGUCCCGGAAGUUUAACAUCCUGGGGACAAACACCAAGGUCAUGAACAUGGAGGAGUCGAACAAUGGCAGCCUCUCAGCAGAGUUCAAGCACCUGACCCUGCGGGAGCAGCGCUGUGGUAACGGAGGCAGAGCCAACUGUGAUGCCUCACUGAUAGUCACUGAGGAGCUGCACCUCAUCACCUUUGAGACAGAAGUGUAUCACCAGGGGCUGAAGAUUGACCUGGAGACCCACUCGCUGCCUGUGGUGGUCAUCUCCAACAUCUGCCAGAUGCCCAAUGCCUGGGCGUCCAUCCUGUGGUACAACAUGCUGACCAACAACCCCAAGAACGUCAACUUCUUCACCAAGCCCCCCAUUGGGACCUGGGACCAGGUGGCAGAGGUGCUGAGCUGGCAGUUCUCCUCCACCACAAAACGUGGCCUUAGCAUCGAGCAGCUGACCACACUGGCAGAGAAACUCCUAGGGCCAGGUGUGAAUUACUCCGGCUGUCAGAUCACCUGGGCCAAGUUCUGCAAGGAGAACAUGGCUGGCAAAGGCUUCUCUUUCUGGGUCUGGCUGGACAACAUCAUUGACUUGGUGAAAAAGUACAUCCUGGCGCUGUGGAAUGAAGGGUACAUCAUGGGGUUCAUCAGCAAGGAGAGGGAGAGAGCCAUCCUGAGCACCAAGCCCCCAGGCACCUUCCUGCUACGCUUCAGUGAGAGCAGCAAGGAGGGAGGCAUCACCUUCACAUGGGUGGAGAAGGACAUCAGUGGGAAGACCCAGAUCCAGUCUGUGGAGCCAUACACCAAGCAGCAGCUGAACAACAUGUCAUUUGCUGAGAUCAUCAUGGGCUACAAAAUCAUGGAUGCCACCAACAUCCUGGUGUCCCCACUGGUGUACCUGUACCCUGACAUCCCCAAGGAGGAGGCCUUUGGGAAGUACUGCCGCUCUGAGAGCCAGGAGCACUCCGAAGCUACUGACUCAGGUAGUGCUGCUCCCUAUCUGAAGACCAAGUUCAUCUGCGUCACCCCCACCUCCUUCAGCAACACCAUCGACCUGCCCAUGUCCCCCCGCACCCUGGACUCGCUCAUGCAGUUUGGCAACAACAGCGAGGGCGCAGAGGCCAACGCAGGAGGGCAGUUUGAGUCGCUGACCUUCGACAUGGAGCUGACCCCGGAAUGUGCCUCCUCGCCCAUGUGAGGUGCUGGGCUGGCGCUCACUCGCUCAUGGGGCCCUCCCAGGACCCGGGGCUCCCACCCCCACUGAGCUGCUGCUCCUGCCCUGCUCAGCCACAGCUCUUCCAGGCCUCUCCUGGGGAGCAGCAGCACCCCCAGGGCCUCGUCAGCGAUUCCUUGUUCGACCCAAACACGUUCCCCCCUCGCCAGGGCGGUGCCAUUCGUCGCUUUUGGGGGGUGGCGGGGGGGAAAGGGGAGUGGGUGGGGGGAUGAACCUUUUUCUAUUUCCUUCCAUGACAGUUUUGUAUUAUUGUUUCGCUCAUUCAAGUGCCUAUUUAGCCUCCGGUCGCAGCCUCAGUUUUCACACAUGCUUCUGCAGCCCUGGCCCUGCUUCCUGCUGUUGAAAGCUGCUUUCCUGACUGCCAGACUCCAAAAAAGGCCUCUCAAGAUUUUACAAGCCCAGAUUCCCCUCUGGGUGCUUGAGAAAAGGGGAUGGGCCGGUUCUGGCCUCCACACGGGUUACCCAAUGCACUGCUGCUGCCCCAGAGCCCUCCCAGAGCUCACAGAGGACUCUCCCCUGCACCUUUUAGCCAGAAGGACCUACACAUGGCUCAGAGCUGUGAGGUGGAUGGGCCCAGGAGCCCUGCAAGGGCUGGGCUUUGCUGGGAGCAGGGAGUUUGAGGCUGACUGUGUUUGCAACCCAACUUCCUGCUGUGUGCACCAAGGUCUGGCUGGCUCCAGCAGCACCAGAGCUCGUGCUGGGACAACUGGUGUCCCUGAAGUGCAGAGGCUGCCCUGGGGCACUGCAGGGACGUGUCCCAGCGCCAGUGCAUGUUUGUGAUCAUGCAGUGUUGGCAUCUUGGGUCUGUUUUGGGACCUGGGCAUAACCCAGGAGGCUGCCCAGCUGUGGCUUGCCCCGUGGCCAGGCUCCUGCCAGAAGCAUGACUGUGCUUCUCUCGCUGCACAGUCAGAUCAUGGGGAGGAUGGGAGGCUGCUGUUGCACAGUCAGACCCCGUGAGAAGGAUGGGAGGCUGCUGGAUCUGCCAUGACCAGCAGGGCUGGCCUGGCCCAGCCCUUCUGCCUCAAACAGGGCUUGUGAUGUCCCAGGCAGUGGGUUUGCAGCUUCUUCAGGGGCUUCACGAGGCAUUUUUAUUGGAGGUUGCCUGUUCCUAAGGUAGGAGGUGGCAAGAGCUGAAGGAAUCAGAGUGUAGGUAGGGAGAGGAAUGUCUAGCCAUGGCUCAAGAGAGAUGUGGGUGUUGUUUCCUUGCUGGAGGGUCAAGGAAAGGUGAAGCUGUGCUGGCCUUUCGUGUGCAGUGGGCAUGCAGAUACCCAACAAGCAAGGCAGUGGGAGAGCUACUGGCCCUCCUCAGCACCUGCAAGCCUGUGUUAGGCGGCUGUGGCCACCCACGGGGAGGUGGCACAGGGGGCUGUGCUUGGCCCAGCCCUGUGAUUCAGGGCAGGGCUGUGGGUAACAUCAGCAGAGAAACAUCUCACUGGGCACCAGCCCUGGAUCUCUGAUGUGUCUUGAUUUGGCCCUGAGUGGAGAGAAACCAUUGUCUGUACCAGUGAUGCUGCUGUGGCACUGGGUAGACUAGGCAUGUGGCUCUGUCAUUUCUGGAGUGAAAGCUGUGGGGUGUCCCCAUGGCAUCAGGGACAGAGAGGCAGGGGAGAGGACCUAAGGGCAAGGGGGAGAGGGCAGUGGAGUCCAGGGCAGCCCCCUUAGCUGUGUGUGGGCAAGAGGGGUGGCCAUGGUUGAGCACUGGAACAGACUUCCCAGGAACAGUGUGGAAUCUCCAUCUCUGGAGGUUUGCAGGACCCGCCUGGACACGUUCCUGUGUGACCUGAUCUAAAUGGGACCUGCUUGAGCAGGGGGGGUUGGGCUGGAUGAUCUCUGAAGGUCCCUUCCAGCCCCUACCAUUCUGUUGAUUGUGUGAUGGCUGGCCCUGAUGCAACACACGCUGGUGGGUGCUGCUGAGAGGGGAUGAGGGCUCCCAUGUGUAGCUGCCUCCAGCUGCAGUCCGUGUAGCCCUGGGCAGCAUUCAAUACUGUACAAAUCCUUUUUGUUUUGUAUAUUUUAUUGCUGUAUCUACAGGCUUGAACUUUCUCCAAAAUAAAGGCUCUGAAGCGA